UUUUGGGUUCUUUCCGUUUGCCUUACGAAGAAAUAAAAAAUAUAAUUUUAGAGGUUGAUGAAGAGAAGCUGAGUGAAUCCUUGAUUCAGGCUGUAAUGAAGAAUCUUCCUGAGCAGAAAGAACUCAAUGCCUUAGCCGAAUUAAAGGAUGAAUAUAAUGAUCUUGCUGAGCCAGAACAAUUUGGAGUUGUGAUGAGCUCAGUGAAAAUGUUGCGGUCACGUCUCAAUGGGAUCCUUUUCAGGCUCACGUUUGAAGAGCACGUAAACAAUAUCAAACCUGACAUUAUGGCAGUUACGCUGGCUUGUGAAGAGCUGAAGAAGAGUGAAAGCUUUAGUAAGCUUUUAGAGUUAGUGCUGUUCCUUGGAAACUACAUGAACUCUGGCUCCAGAAACGCACAGUCUCUUGGUUUUAACAUCAGUUUUCUUUGCAAGAUUCGAGAUACGAAGUCAUCAGAUCAGAAAACAACCCUAUUGCAUUUUCUGGCAGAAAUCUGUGAGGAGAAUUACCGGGACAUCUUAAAAUUUCCAGAUGAAUUGCAGCAUGUUGAGAGUGCAAGUAAAGUUUCAGCCCAGACUCUGAAGAGCAACCUUGAUUCAAUGAACCAUCAGAUCCAGCGCCUAGAAAAUGACAUUAAGAAUUUCCCUAAAACACAAGAUGAACAUGAUAAGUUUGUAGAAAAGAUGAGCAGCUUUGCUGAGAGUGCCCGAGAACAGUAUGAAAAAUUGUCCAACAUGCACAACAACAUGACUAAACUGUAUGAAAAUCUGGGAGAAUACUUUACCUUUGAUCCCAAAACAAUAACCAUAGAAGAAUUCUUUGGCGAUCUGAGCAACUUCAGAACUCUGUUUUUG
Molecule: messenger RNA, 851 nt
Organism: Pterocles gutturalis (yellow-throated sandgrouse)
Lineage: Eukaryota; Metazoa; Chordata; Aves; Pterocliformes; Pteroclidae
Product: protein diaphanous homolog 2-like
Exons: 8
Biological process (GO): actin filament polymerization
Cellular component (GO): cytoplasm; actin filament
Molecular function (GO): microtubule binding; actin binding
Source: RefSeq, a predicted model, not a curated record